AUGUUGGGUGAUGAAAAGACGACAAGGUACCCAAUAAUCUGGGAUUCCGGUGCAACAACCUUGAUCUCACCUUACAAGGACAAUUUUGUGGGAAAACUUGAGCCAGCACCUCUUGGACUCAAGCUUCAUGGAAUCGCUAGCGGCCUGGAAAUCAAAGGGAUUGGACAUUUGCAUGCUCAAUUGCUCAGUACUUCAAGUUUGCUCCAGACAUACACCGAUGAGUCCAUCUCAAUGAACGCUGAUCAUCUACAGUUGUCAGGAUCAGACAAAACAAAUUCAGUACACGUUUACCAUGACCCUUCAACAAACUUGCCAACAUCGCUUGCCUACUCCCAUGGAACUGCCCCUAACCGAUUCGACGCAUUCGCCAGCAUCAUCACGUCCACCUUGGAGUCAGACCACAACCUCAGUCCCGUCGAGAAAGAACUCCUAAGAUGGCACCCUCGGCUAGGCCAUCUCAACUUCAGUCAGAUCCAAUUUCUACUCCGCACAGGUGUAUUGGCACAUUCAGAGUCCGCUCGACGAUUGCAAGCUGCAGCAUCUCGGAUCACAACAUACCCACUAUGCCCAGCUUGUCAACUUGGAAAACAACGUCGUCGACCCUCUCCUGGAAAGACUUCUCGAGUCGUUUGUGAUCGAGAGGGAGCUUUGAAGAAAGAAAACCUGUUCCCAGGACAAAAGGUGCCAGUUGAUCAUUCUGAGUGUACCACAAGAGGACGAUUGCUUCAUACCUUUGGCAAAGAAGAUCCUAAGACACAGUACACUGGAGGAUGCAACAGGUUAUGUCUUCGUUGA
Cylindrotheca closterium is the source of this 795-nucleotide messenger RNA. Lineage: Eukaryota; Bacillariophyta; Bacillariophyceae; Bacillariales; Bacillariaceae. The record is from the annotation of a GenBank genome assembly.